AUGGCGCCCAACACGACCAAAGACGAAGCCGUCCACCAUACCGAGCAUUUCGAAAAAGGGCUCGCCUCGUCGACUAGCUCGUCAGAUGCCGUCGACCGCAAACUCGCAGCAAAACUGCGCCAUCGCGUGGACUGGCGCCUUAUCCCAGCUCUCGGAGCCAUGUACGGCAUCUCGCUCAUGGACCGGAAGAACGUCUCCAACGCAGCUGUAGCCGGUAUGCUGAAAGACCUCAAUAUGAGUCGCGGCAUGGGCUACAACUUCGUCAACCUCUGCUUCUUCAUCACAUAUGUGCUCUGCCAGCCUUUCAUGAUCAUCUUAUGUCGCAAAAUCGGGCCUCGAUACUUCUUGCCUGGAAUAUGCAUCGCAUGGGGCGCGGUAAUUGUUGGCUUUGGAUUUACGAACAACUGGCCGAGUUUGAUUCCGUUGAGGUUGGUACUGGGAUUGUUGGAAAGUGGCUACUUCCCCGGAUUAUCGCAUCCGCUCUUUCAGGCAUUCUUGCGUAUGGACUGCAGCAGAUGGAAGGCGUGCAGGGCAUUCGAGGAUGGCGCUGGUAAAGACCACUCGUUUACCUUCGCCACAUCAGCCGUUCUAAUGAUUUUCAGGAUCUUCAUCAUGGAAGGUGUUAUCACCGUCGCCGUCGCGCUAUUCUCCAUAACCUUCAUCGUCAAAUUCCCGGAUGAAGAAAAGACAAAGCCAUCAUGGGGCUUCCUAAAACCCCACGAGCUCGAUGUUUUGAUCGAUAGUCUUAAUGCCGACCGUGGAGAUGCAGGUGCAGAGAAAUUUUCGUGGAAGAAGUUCCUCGAGCCGGCAAAGGAUUGGUACAUUUAUGCAUUUGCCCUGAUCCUUCUUUUCGUAACGACGAUAGCAUACGGCUUCGCUUUCUUCCUACCCAUCAUCCUAUCCACGAAGCUCAAGUUCAGCAUGGCCAUGAGCCAGUGCCUUGGUGCGCCACCAUACGCAGCGUCCGGUUUCCUGAUGUACGGGGCUGCAUGGUUCAGCGACAAGUAUAAAACGCGAGGUCCAGUCCUGUGCUUCUUGUGCCUAGUCUCACUCGUUGGUCUGCCCAUCAUGGGCUUUGCGAAAAACCCCUGGGCCCAAUACGUGGGUGUCUUCAUCACCGUAUCCGGGACUAACAGCGCGAUACCAUCAGUCAUGGCAUAUCAAGCAAACAACAUCCGAGGACAGUGGAGGCGUGCAUUCUGCUCGGCUUCGUUGACCGGUAUUGGUGGUAUCGGAGGAAUCGCUGGAGCGCUUAUAUUCAGGACAGAAGAUGCGCCGUCCUAUGUACCGGGCUUCGCAGCAUGCAUGGCAUGCAAUGUUCUGGUCAUAAUACUGGUCGGUAUUCUAACAAUUUACUUCAGGAGUGAGAAUGCGAAAGCAGACCGCGGAGAGAAGGUGCUAUUAGAAGACCCAAACUUCCGCUUCACCAUCUAG
Parastagonospora nodorum SN15 is the source of this 1434-nucleotide messenger RNA. RefSeq lists its product as hypothetical. Gene Ontology annotation, cellular component: membrane. The record is from RefSeq and is a predicted model, not a curated record. Bases 1 to 1434 code for a protein of 477 amino acids. Gene Ontology annotation, biological process: transmembrane transport. The transcript is spliced from 3 exons. Gene Ontology annotation, molecular function: transmembrane transporter activity. Lineage: Eukaryota; Fungi; Ascomycota; Dothideomycetes; Pleosporales; Phaeosphaeriaceae.